UGCUCGCUAGGCAACACAUUUUACAAAGUAGGUUUUGAUGUCGAAAAUGGCGAUCAAACAAGCACCAGUCUUCAAACGAUAGGGUUUAAGCCUGUACUAAUAGACUUCACGCUGACGGCUUCGAUUACUCCAACCUUCAUCCCUAUACUGAACAUGACUCUUACAUUGCAUCGUUUGUACGUGAAGAGUUUUCUAAAGCUAGUGGGAAACUUCUGAUUCGCAAAUCUUCCAACUUGAUACUAAGAAGUAGGCUCGACACAUGUGAGGAUUUUACUAACAGUCUGUGGAAAGACGAAUUUGUGAAAGGCAUCGCUAGUGAGUGUCGCUGGAUAGAGGACUACGGCUGCGAUACAACCCGCUCCAUUGUGUGGUCUAACUCGUCGAUGCUUGACCAGUAUAGUCGACCAAUCAAUGUCACUACGAAACCCAAAGCAUGCUCAGCGCAACUCAACUGACGAAGCUAAAAUACGUCAAUGUGACAUCUAGAAGAUCAACAAACGUCUACUCGUAUAAUUCGCGCAGCCUUAUACUAUCCUACUGCAUCGCAGCUUUCAUAGCUUUCAUAAGGAUUAUGAUAGGCAUAUUAUCAUGCAUCAGCAAUGGCGUCGCCCGUAGCACCGCUUCCUCAGCUCUCGUCGCCACGACGCGCAACCCCGAGCUCCAUGCUCCAUCCAAGGGUCAUUGCAUCCAAGGGACAUGCAUGGGCUCACUAACUCUUGGCAAAGAAAUGGCAAAGACGAGAUUAGUUUAGAGAGCCAGGAAAGGGCGCUACGAAGGAAAUAGCUAGGACGGAUAGAAGUGUUGAAGUUAAACAUUUGGCAUUUGGUUUUGAGGAU
Molecule: messenger RNA, 836 nt
Organism: Botrytis deweyae
Lineage: Eukaryota; Fungi; Ascomycota; Leotiomycetes; Helotiales; Sclerotiniaceae
Exons: 2
Coding region: 434-751 (105 amino acids)
Source: RefSeq, a predicted model, not a curated record